AUGGCGGCGAAUCCGCGGAGGAACCGGAAACUAUUGCUGACUUGUGGCGGGUGCAUCUUCAUCGGUGCCCUGUUUGCCAUCUCGCUCUACUCGAACGCGGCGUCGAGUGGCGGCGGCGGCGGUAGGAAUAGUCUGUCUGAGGCGGCGGCGGGCAGCCAUGCCGAGUCCGACUCGCGAAACCUCGGGGACGCCCAUCGCGCCGCCCCGCUCAUUUUCGUGGGCGGCAUGCCGCGGAGUGGGACGACGCUGAUGCGAGCCAUGCUGGACGCGCAUCCGUUGAUUCGGUGCGGGGAAGAGACGAGGGUCAUUCCGAGGAUCCUGCAGAUGAGGAACCACUGGGCGAGAAGCCAGAAGGAGACCCUCAGACUUCAGGAAGCCGGCUUGUCGUCGCCGGUCAUCGACGCGGCGAUUUCGGCGUUCGUCUACGAGAUCGUGGUGCGGCACGGCGACCCGGCGCCUCGCUUGUGCAACAAGGACCCGUUCACCAUCAAGUCAGCCGAAUACUUGCUCACGCUGUUUCCCAACAGCAAAUUUGUGUUCAUGAUCCGUGACCCGAGGGCCACUGUGCAUUCCAUUAUUUCGCGCAAGGUAACAAUCACGGGGUUCGACUUGACGAAUUUCAAGCAGUGCUUGGAGAAGUGGAACGCGGCGGUGAAGACGAUGAAUGCGCAGUGCGACGCCCUGGGGCCGAAGAAGUGCUUGAAGGUGCAUUACGAGCAGCUGGUGUUGCAUCCGCAUCAGCAGCUUCAGAAGACGCUGGCAUUCCUGGACAUUCCCUGGCACGACAGUGUCAUGCAUCACGAGAAGCUCAUCAACAAACCCGGUGGGGUUUCUUUGUCCAAGGUGGAACGCUCGUCGGACCAAGUAAUCAAGCCGGUGAAUCUCGGUGCGUUGACCAAGUGGGUCGGGCACGUGCCCAAGGAAGUGGAAGCUGAGCUGGGGGAAAUUGCACCCAUGAUGAAAGUGUUUGGGUACGAUCCCAGCGACCCGAACCCCAAGUACGGGGAGCCGGAUCCCGACGUGGCCAAGGCGUCUUAA
Notodromas monacha is the source of this 1038-nucleotide messenger RNA. The record is from the annotation of a GenBank genome assembly. NCBI's taxonomy places the organism in Eukaryota, Metazoa, Arthropoda, Ostracoda, Podocopida, Cyprididae.